GAGAAGAGCAGAGAGGCAGAAGUAGUGAGCUGCUUCCCAUUAGGUCUGUCACUGUCGGGCCCAGCUGUCUGCCAUGGCCAAUGUGGCUAAGAAGGUGUCCUGGUCGGGUAGGGAGCAUGUGGAGGAGGACGGGGAGAACACGCCGCUGCUCAAUGGGACCAGCUCUGCUGCUGCUCAGCCAGUCAGACAGUAUUCAAGUCCGAGCCUGUUCCGCGUUGGCCACCUGAGCACGGUUGACCUCACCGAUGAGAACCAAGAGCUGGAGGAAACAGAACUGACCACCACGUUUACAAAAGAAAUCCCCCGCAAUGAGAACCUCCUGUCCCUCAAAUACGAGAGUUUGGACUAUGAUAACAGUGAAAACCUGCUGUUUAUGGAGGAAGAACGCAGGAUAAACCAUGCUGCAUUCCGGACAGUGGAGGUAACCCGCUGGGUCAUAUGCGGCUUGAUCGGAAUUUUCACUGGACUCAUUGCCUGCUUCAUAGACAUCCUGGUAGAGAAACUGGCCGGGGUCAAGUACCAAGUGAUCAAAGACAACAUUGACAAAUUCACAGAGAAAGGAGGCCUGUCAUUCUCGCUGCUGCUAUGGGCAGCGUUGAACUGUACCUUUGUCAUGGUCGGUUCUCUCAUGGUCGCCUACAUUGAACCUGUGGCAGCCGGCAGUGGCAUUCCGCAAAUCAAGUGUUUUUUAAAUGGAGUCAAGAUCCCACACGUUGUAAGACUCAAGACGUUAAUGGUAAAGGUUGUUGGGGUCAUAUUAUCAGUAGCUGGUGGGCUGGCAGUUGGAAAGGAAGGUCCCAUGAUUCACUCAGGAGCUGUGGUUGCAGCCGGAAUUUCACAAGGAAGAUCGACCUCCUUAAAGAAGGAUUUUAAGAUCUUUGAAUACUUUCGCAGAGACACGGAAAAGAGAGACUUUGUGUCAGCGGGAGCUGCUGCCGGGGUCUCUGCGGCGUUUGGCGCCCCCGUUGGGGGUGUGCUUUUCAGCUUGGAGGAGGGAGCCUCCUUCUGGAAUCAGCUGCUGACAUGGAGAAUAUUUUUUGCCUCCAUGAUCUCCACCUUCACCCUGAACUUUUUCCUGAGCAUUUACAACCAGAAGCCCGGCGACCUCUCGAAUCCCGGCUUAAUCAACUUCGGCAGGUUUGACACAGACGAGAACAGCUAUCAGUACUUUGAGCUUCCAAUCUUCAUGUUUAUGGGAGUAGUAGGCGGCAUGCUGGGAGCUCUGUUCAACGCCUUAAACCACUGUCUCACUACCUUCAGAAUAAGGUAUAUGCAUCGGCGCUUCCUGCAAGUGAUAGAAGCCAUGCUGGUGGCAGCCGUUACAGCAACCGUGGCUUUCGUGACCAUUUACUAUUCCACCGACUGCCAGCCACUGAGGCAAGAUGAUACCGAUUAUCCCUUGCAGCUGUUCUGCUCAGACGGUGAAUACAACGCCAUGGCAUCUGCAUUCUUCACCACGCCAGAGAAAAGUGUCCGUCGCCUCUUCCACGAUCCGCCAGGUUCUUUCAACCCUCAGACGCUGGGCGUGUUCACAAUCCUGUAUUUCUUCCUGGCCUGCUGGACGUACGGACUGACAGUGUCUGCUGGUGUUUUCAUCCCUUCCCUGCUGCUUGGGGCUGCCUGGGGCAGGCUUUUUGGCAUUCUAUUAACAAUCGUUCCUAAUGGAGUUACAUGGGCCGACCCUGGGAAGUACGCUCUGAUGGGAGCGGCAGCUCAGCUGGGUGGCAUCGUCAGGAUGACAUUAAGUCUCACCGUCAUUAUGGUGGAAGCCACGGGAAACGUCACCUACGGGUUUCCCAUCAUGCUCGUCCUGAUCACAGCCAAGCUGGUGGGGGAUUAUUUUGUAGAGGGUCUGUAUGACCUCCAUAUCAAGCUGCAGAGUGUCCCAUUCCUUCAUUGGGAAGCCCCUGUGACGUCCCACUCUCUGGCUGCUAGGGAAGUCAUGAGCACCCCUGUUGUUUGGCUGAGGAGGAGAGAAAAGGUCGGCGUCAUCGUGGACAUACUCAGCGACACAUCGUCCAAUCACAACGGCUUCCCUGUGGUUGAAAAUACAGUGGACAGCAGCCGGCCCUCCAGGCUAUGUGGGCUGAUCCUCAGGUCGCAGCUGAUUGUCCUCCUCAAACACAAGGUGUUUGUGGAGAGAGAAAAUCUGAGCCUGAUACAGAGACACCUAAAGCUGAAAGAUUUCAGAGACGCCUACCCACGCUUUCCCCCCAUCCAGUCGAUCCAUGUGUCUCAGGAUGAGAGAGAGUGCCAGAUGGAUCUGACGGAGUUUAUGAACCCCACUCCCUAUACAGUACCCCAGGAAGCCUCUCUACCGCGAGUAUUCAAGUUAUUCCGCGCCCUCGGCCUCCGGCACCUCGUUGUGGUGGACAAUCAUAACAGAGUGGUUGGUCUGGUAACGAGAAAAGAUCUUGCUCGGUAUCGGAUAGGUAAAAACGGCCUGGAAGAACUGGAUCUGGCCCAGACGUGAUACUGUCCUACCUAUUCUUUGUGCUUUCCUUGGAAUGGACCUUCAGCUCUCUGGGAACCAACUGCACUGCCCGACACGAAGCUUCCGAUCAAAGCUGUUUGGGAUUUUGUUCCCAGAUACAAGAGGUUCCCCCAGACCCUCCCUUUAUUAAUAAUGGGCCUUGUCUUUGCCAGAGUAGUGUGCUUCUCAUGGAGUUGCUAUCAAAUCCUUCAUUUCACCCUAAACUAUGACUAUGCAUCGACUCCUCUGACCAAUCCAAAAGCUCCUCCUGGUUCUACGCUGAUUUUAAACUAAAUAAUAAUGUCUAUGCACAACAGGAACUGCGCUUCCUGUACUUUUUAUUUGGCAAGAAUAUGGACUUUCCCAGGCUUGCUGCAUUCUGAUUGGUUGAAACUGUUACAAAGGCAACCCUGGCCUCCAAUGAGGUGGCAAAACAACUACUGACACCACCCCACACGCUGACUAAUCACUGGAGUUCUGAACACCAGACAAAAACAUAGUUUGCUUCUUUUUUUUUUUUUAAUAUCUUCUCUACCUGUAUAAAAAAUUUAGUUUUUUGCACUGAA
Xenopus laevis (African clawed frog) is the source of this 3039-nucleotide messenger RNA. RefSeq names its product chloride channel, voltage-sensitive 7 L homeolog (gene clcn7.L). Gene Ontology annotation, molecular function: chloride transmembrane transporter activity; chloride channel activity; chloride:proton antiporter activity. The record is from RefSeq and is marked provisional. Gene Ontology annotation, cellular component: bounding membrane of organelle; cytoplasm; membrane. Lineage: Eukaryota; Metazoa; Chordata; Amphibia; Anura; Pipidae. Gene Ontology annotation, biological process: chloride transport; proton transmembrane transport; transmembrane transport.